Messenger RNA from Loxodonta africana (African savanna elephant), 1673 nucleotides. RefSeq names its product deoxyribonuclease 1 like 1 (gene DNASE1L1). NCBI's taxonomy places the organism in Eukaryota, Metazoa, Chordata, Mammalia, Proboscidea, Elephantidae. Gene Ontology annotation, cellular component: nucleus. The transcript is spliced from 8 exons. The record is from RefSeq and is a predicted model, not a curated record. Bases 170 to 1117 code for a protein of 315 amino acids. Gene Ontology annotation, molecular function: deoxyribonuclease I activity; DNA binding. Gene Ontology annotation, biological process: DNA catabolic process.
AGGAACCACCUCUUCCUCUUUCCUCCCUUUCUCUCCCUGUUGCUGCCUGAGCAGAGGCUCUUUGAGGCCGUGGGGGUGUUGCAGAUUCACCUAAGGCUGAGGCUGCCGUGGAGACAAGCUGGUCUGCACAGGACCAGGAGGAUCCCAGUUGGACCCAGAUCCUGGGCUGAUGUGGACCCUGUGGAGGGGCCCGGCAGCCAUGCCCUGCCCUGUGGCACUCCUGUUCCUCCUCCUGGCCAGUGGGGCUGAGGCCUUUCGCAUCUGUGCCUUCAAUGCCCAGCGGCUGACCCUGACCAAGGUGGCCAGGGAGGAUGUGAUGGACACUUUGGUGCGGAUCCUGGCUCGCUGUGACAUCAUGGUGCUGCAAGAGGUGGUGGACUCUUCCAGCAGUGCCAUUUCCCUCCUGCUUCGAGAGCUCAACAGAUAUGAUGACUCCGGGCCCUACAGCUCCUUGAGCAGCCCCCUGCUGGGGCGCAGCACGUACAUGGAGAAGUAUGUGUACAUCUACCGGUCACACAGGACACAGGUCCUGGAGUCCUAUGUGUACAGCGAUCAGGAUGACCUGUUUGCACGGGAGCCCUUUGUGGCCCAGUUCACCCUACCCAGCAAGGUCCUGCCCAGUGUGGUGCUGGUCCCGCUGCACACCACCCCGAAGGCCGUGGAGAAGGAGCUGAACGCCCUGUAUGAUGUGUUUCUGGAUGUCUCCCAGCGCUGGCAGAGUGAGGACAUGAUCUUGCUUGGGGACUUCAAUGCUGACUGCGCUUCGCUGACCAAAAAGCGGCUGGGCGAACUGGUGCUGCGGACGGAGACGGGCUUCCACUGGGCAAUUGCCGACGGGGAGGACACCACUGUGCGGGCCAGCACCCACUGCACCUACGACCGCAUCGUGCUGCACGGGGAGCGCUGUCAAGGCCUGCUUCGCACCGCCUACGCUUUCGACUUCCCCCGGAGCUUCCGGCUCACAGAGGAGCAGGCCCUCAAUAUCAGCGACCACUACCCUGUGGAGGUGGAGCUGAGCAGGGCAGCGCCGGGGGUCCUGCCCCUCAGCCUGGUGGGUCUGCUGUUGCCUCUGAUGCUACUGCCACUCCUGCCCCUUCAGCUUGGCUCCAUGGCCUGACCCGCCCUGGCCAACCCUGUCCACCCCACCCUGGGGCUGGAACGAUUCCUGAGGGGUUCCAGCGCUGUUUGGCUCCAUGAGACUACAGCCCUGUUCCAUCUGCCUUUUCUUUGGUUUGUGCCUGGUAUUACAAUAUGGAAGAUGAAGACACUAGGGGCCUUGAGGCUAAACACAUGCCACAGGUGGUGCCAGGACAGGGGACAAAGCAGGUGCUGGGGAAGGGGAGGGGGCUCAGAAAGGGAUCUUGAUUAAGCUCCUGCAGGGCUCAGGAAAGGGAAUUACAAAAAGGUCACAAGGUUUUAUUCUUUGAAAAAUGGAAACUUUUUAUUCUAUGAAAAGAGACACAUGUACUGAGAACAAAGAAGCAGACUGGAGGGAAAUUCAUGUGUGUGGCGGUUAUGACAAAGUGCUAUUGUAUACAGAACUCACCUGAAACACCAAGGGAAUAUUGAGAUCCCAGUAGCUACAAUGGAGAUAAGCCGUUUACACCAAAAAAAUGUAACUAAUGAACAAACUGGGAUCAUGUGACCUAAGCAAUGAAAAGGGCUAGGCACAA